AUGGCUAGCUGGGAGGCUGCAGCUCUGAAGCUGCAGAGCCACGUCGCUGUCACUUCCGACCCUAAUUCCCUGGAUAAGGAUAAGUGUCUACCGCCGCUACCUCUCCAACACAAGUCGACCGUUACCACAAAGAUCGAAGCCAUCACUUCUGAACAAGACUCGAACUCGACGAAAGGAUGGAAGCCGCUAUCGCUGUCUACGCCUAUACUCCUUGCCGUCAUUGCUUUGACGCUACUCCUCGCCGCCGCCGUCGAGACGAUUGCACAACGGAGUGCUGCACAGGGGGGACUGGCUCUGUCGCCGACGUUGGAUGAUUUGCCGGGAUAUGCCAAGUUUAGUUACUUGUAUGUGCCGACUAUCAUUGCUGUUUUGUACAGUAUGAUAUGGAGUUGGAUCGAUUUGGAUGUCAAGCGGAUGCAACCAUGGUUUGAGUUGUCGAAACCGAAGGGGGCCACGGCAGAGAAGUCGCUGUUUCUGGAUUAUCAGUAUGAUUUUGUGGCCUUGGUUCCCUUCAAAGCCGCCAGAAGCAAGCACUGGCCUGUUUUCUUCGGCGGAACAGCCAUGGUAAUUGUGUUCUGGGCACUUACCCCCCUGCAAAGUGCCCUUCUCGGCACAGGAGUUGUCAAGCAGACAGAGGCGACGACGAUAGGAACAAGGUCUCAACUUCUUCCGAUGUCUCAGCAUGAGGCGCUUUUGGAUCCUGAAUUUCUCAACACCGGAUACGCUGUUGGAUGGCUGGACCAACCUUCCCCCCCAUUCACGACUUCGACAUAUGCGCUCCUCCCUUUCUAUCCUGAGAAUAGCACUGUCUCUGCCAAGGUGGAGGCAAAUUUGACGGCCGUUACGACAAAGAUGUGGACUGAGUUGAGCUGCUGGCCGGCGGAGAUCGAGAGAGAUGGCCCUCGAUCGAAGGCAUCGUUCAACUUCCUCAACGGCCAGGGCUGUAACGCAACCGUUUUCUUUGGCGUCAUGGCCAAAAGGCGAAUGUUUUACAUUGGCUACCGUUCCAGCCCCUACUCGGACUUUUGGUUGGCCGGAACGCGUUGCCCCAAAACAGAAAACUCAACCCACCAGUUUCUUGCCGUUUGGGCGAAAGCCGUCCCUGUAGAUUGGGAUCCCUCGCCGAGUUUCAACAUUAGUGCCAUGUUCUGCCAGCCGAGAUACUACAAGCAGCAAGUCCUUGCCAGUGUGAAGGCAGGCACUUACGAACCCAUCACCAACUCUAUCCAGGCGAUAUCUCCGAAAGAACCUCUUACAGAGCAGGAAUUCAACUCUACGGCGUUUGAGUAUGUUCUGGCUAAUGGCAUGGCGUACAAACCUAUCGUCCGAGAUUGGCCCUUCAACAGUGUCGUCGAGCAACACCCACGACUGAACUACACCGGCUUCACCCAGCCUGUUUCCAACAUGGUUGGCUUCGCCUUGGCUGGAAGAAACCUAUCUUCUGACGCAUACGUUGAACACACGUUGCUUGAGAAAGUCUACCGCGAGGCUCACCAAUAUCUUUUCUCCGUUGCGACGCCCAGGUUGCUCACCAACCAGACAAUAAUCAGCAAUAGCACCUCCUCAACAGAGUUCUAUCUUAGCGGAGUUAUAGUAAGCAGGGCAUUCGCCACGGCUCUGGAAAGCAUCUUGAUGCUCGUUGCGAUCUUCACUAUUAUGAUCCUGCGUUUGUGUCGCACAACCCCAAGCAACUUGACAACAAAUCCUUCGUCGAUCGCAAGGCACAUGGAGCUGUUUCGAGACAGUCCGGAACUACUAAAAUCAUUUCAGUCAAUGGACAACGCAACGGAAGAGGCCCUGCACGAAAAGUUCAACAAAGAUGAGGUUCAGCUCUGCUACGACAAGUUUUCCCAGCGCCCACACAUCAUCAUCGAGAAGGCUUCUUCCAAGUCUGAACCACCAAGCGAACCCAAAUCUUCCCCACAGAAGGGCUAUUAUGACCCUGUUCGACCAUUAGCUCUUAAAAGGACUGUUGGUGUCAGCUUUGUAUUAGUACUUCUUGGUGGCAUCAUUUUUCUCUCCUAUCUGAAGCAACAGGAGACCCGGCUGAACGUAGGCCUGCACCGUCCUUCGCAAAGCUUCGAGGUUUUGCAAAUACUGGAGAACUACAUUCCGACCAUAUUCGCAACGCUGAUCGAGCCUCUCUGGGUUCUCUUGAACCGCUUGCUCUGCGUCCUCCAGCCUUUCAAGGAUCUCUGGGAGGGCAAAGCCAGAGCCACACGAUCGAUCGACGCCACAUACACUUCAAUCCCACCUCAGCUUGUGAUAUUCAGGGCGAUCAAAUCGAACCACCUCGUUCUUGCUCUUGUUUGCGCCAUGGCUCUUCUUGCAAACCUCCUCGCCGUUGGCCUUGGUUCUCUCUUCAACGAGAAGCCUAUGAUUGCGAGCUACCCAGAAACUCUUCAUCCGACAUUCGCGCCCAGAUUUGACAACAACUCAGUAUUCACGUUUGACGAGUACUUGAGCCGAAAUCUCGUCACAACGUCCCAGUACCAGGAUCACAUGUAUGUUGCCCUGGCGAACUUCUCUUCAGGGACGAAGCUCCCCGCGUGGGUGUCACCGGAUUACUUCUUCCAAAGUUUUGAUCUUGACGGGCUUGAAUCAAGAGACCCGGCCGACACAUACACCGUUGAAGCCCAGGGGUUCGGAGUUCGAGCCAACUGCACUCCCAUCAGCCCUUUCAAGCUGCCAGUGUACAAGGAAGAGCCCCAGUUCGUCAAGUCCAGCGAUGGGAGAUUCUGCACCCACGAAAGUCUCAUUGAGAAUGCAGGUGCGCAAAUGAGGCAGACCACAUUCAACCGCUCAACUGGUGUCUCCUCCGUUGAAUAUGCGGAUGCCCGAACUGCUGCCUUUAGCAACGGUCCCUGUGAUCGCCCCCUGACUAUUGGAUGGGGACGCACUGCUUCUGCAGAGAAUGUGAACGGCACGGUCAAUGCUACUGUUGUCAUAUGCUAUCCAGUGUUUGAAACAGCCAAGUUCAACGUCACCGUGGACAAGUCAGGUUAUGUUCUCUCAUAUAAGAAGUUGAGAAACCUUACGGACACCCUGGAGUAUCCCAACUCUCAGGUACAUAUCCGGACCGUGUUUGACGUUUACAAUCGCUGGUGGAACAAAGACAGCCCUUCGUGGCACAACGACACAAUUGCGAGGGACUGGAUGAAUUACUUCAUCACUGUUCUGCACGAGUCACGAGACAACAUCGACCCAGCAGCUCCAGUGCCAAAGCCCGAAUCCAUGAUAUCAGCGGUGCAGGAGAUCUACCGCCUUCUUUAUGCCAUCAUGCUUGGCUUGAAUACCCAUAUCUUCGAACAAAAGGAUGGAGAAAAGCCAGUCACAGCAAUGAGACACACCAAAGAGGUUAGGAUCUUUAUGGAAGACGCCUCAUUUGUGAUAACAAUGUCCGUGCUGGGUCUCAAUAUUGUUGUGGCCGCCCUAUUUUACGUACGGGCCGUCGCCUUUGUGCUCCCACGCAUGCCUACGACGAUAGGUUCGAUCCUGGCAUAUGUUGCCCCAAGCAGGCUUGUGAGCUCGCUGUCAAAACACAUGCCUGGCCAAGCCGAUCGGACAUUCAGCUUUGGGAGGUACGUGGGUGCGGACGGAGAAGUUCACCUGGGAAUCGAACUAGACCCUCAUGUGGUGCCUAUCGAGCCAUCCUCGCUCAGAGGAAAGAAAUACAUCCUUGAACGAAUGUGGAUGAAGUUGAGUCAACGUAGCCAGAAGCCUGUGCGGAGCUCUGUGAGAAGCGGAACCUGGUUAUAA
Molecule: messenger RNA, 3759 nt
Organism: Fusarium vanettenii 77-13-4
Lineage: Eukaryota; Fungi; Ascomycota; Sordariomycetes; Hypocreales; Nectriaceae
Exons: 2
Coding region: 1-3759 (1252 amino acids)
Source: RefSeq, a predicted model, not a curated record